AUGACUUCUUCCAUCCUAAUCGCCGGCGCCACUGGCAACACCGGCCGAGCUGUCGCUCGGACGCUGCCAAAGCUGCUUCAGUCAAACAAGAGUCUGAAUGGGAACCGUAUCAUUGCUCUCACUCGCUCCUCGAGCAGUCCAGUGGCACACGAGCUUGCCAAAAUCCCUGGAGUUGAAGUGAUCGAGCAGAACUGGGUUGAGAUCACCGCCGACUGGCUCCGUGAGCAUGAAGUUACUAGAGCCUUUAUUGCAUGCCACAAUGAGCCCAACCAAUUUGCCGAGGAGUCGACCUUCUAUCUCAAUGCCCUCAGCGCCAGCGUCAAAUAUGUCGUGCGGAUCUCGACUACGGCUGCGAAUGUGCGCCCGGAUUGCCCUGCCUACUAUCCACGCCAACACUGGGCCAUCGAGGCUCUCCUCGACUCACCCGAAUUCAACAACUUGCAAUGGACGUCUCUUCAGCCGAACAUCUUCUCGCCGCUUAUCAUGUCCCCUGCUGUGGAAUUCAUCAAAAAGUACCGCAAGACUGGAGAGCAGGAUACCCUUCGUCUCAUACUAUCAGAGGAUGGACCAGUCGGGAUUAUCGACCCCGACGAGAUUGGUGUUAUUGCAGCUCAUCUCUUGGCUCAAGAUGACACUUCCGUGCACAACAAGGCAAAGUAUAUUUUGAACGGACCUGAGGACAUAACUGGAAGACAAAUUGUCGGCAUGAUUGAGCGACACAUUGGCGCACCCGUCAAAGACGUCAGUUACGAAGACGUUUCUUUCAUCGACAUGCUUUAUGAGCACCAGUAUGCGGCUACCAAGCAAUCGAAGAACGUCAUCUACUCAAUCAAGCGUGCCCCAGAGACAGCGUGGGAAGGGAAAUGCUCGACCUCUACAACAAGCAAAGAGAUUCUGAGAUUGCUGCUCCAAAACGAACACCUGCUGAUGUUUUGGAGAAAUUACUCGAUGAUAUAUGGCGCAGGGAAUCAGUUCCAGCAAAAUAUUAACCGUUCGGGAUAG
This is a messenger RNA of Penicillium daleae, 1002 nucleotides long. RefSeq names its product NmrA-like family protein. Lineage: Eukaryota; Fungi; Ascomycota; Eurotiomycetes; Eurotiales; Aspergillaceae. The transcript is spliced from 2 exons. The coding region runs from base 1 to 1002 and encodes 333 amino acids. The record is from RefSeq and is a predicted model, not a curated record.